Messenger RNA from Trichomonas vaginalis G3, 1827 nucleotides. RefSeq lists its product as uncharacterized. The record is from RefSeq and is a predicted model, not a curated record. The transcript has a single exon. Lineage: Eukaryota; Parabasalia; Trichomonadida; Trichomonadidae. Bases 1 to 1827 code for a protein of 608 amino acids.
AUGUUUAACCUUCUUGUAAGGACUGCAACAUCUUAUUUAAAGGAGUCAACUCCAAAGAAUUCAGAUGCAUGCUUUAAUAUAGCCUAUAUUGAUUCAAAUAAUGAAGCUUUUAGUAUAACCUCUCAAUUUCAAGGCUUCUUUGUUGCUUACAAGGUUAACAACGGGAAUACUCAGUUCAUAAAAAAGGAUCAGGAAAAGAUAUCCUCUUAUAAAAAUACAAGAAUAGAGGCAAAACUCAAUAAUCACGUUAAUAAUGAUUUCAUUUUCAUUUCAUUUACAGUUUCCAACAAUAAUCAAGAACCUAUUGACUUUUCUUUGGGUAUUUAUGCAGAUCUCCAGUUACUUAUUCCUCAAAGUACCAUAAUUCCACUAGAUUUCCGUCAAGGUUUUACAAUUAAGUCAAAUAGUGAAUCUUGCUCUGUUCUUACACACGGAUUAAACAGUUCUACAAAUGCCGAUGCAUUUUGGUAUGGAACACCUGAUAUUAACAACAGGAGAACACUAACAACAAAUCCAUAUUGGGAAAACCUUUCAAAUCCUCAAGAAAUACAUGGAGACAUUGAGAUGGCAUUAUCAUGGCAGAAUAGAAUUAUAAAGGCCGGUGAAACCGUCGAAUUUGGAUUUACAAUCGGAAAAGGAACUUCCAUUAAGACUCCACCAAAGCUUAUCCUUAACACAGAACUUCAAGAAAGAUAUGAUCCUGAAACAAAAUUAAGCAUCAACUUUACUGUCUAUGAUAAUGAUGUCAAUGAUGAUGUUACAGUGUUCGUUUACAAUAGCAUUAAUCAAAAAACUCUCAAUAGUUCCUUCAAAACAAAUGAAACUUUUAAACAUAAAUAUGCAAUAAUCACAAAAACUCUCAAACAUGGAAUAUACAAUUUUCAGAUUUGGGCAGUUGACUCAUCCGAUUAUACCUCAAAUCUUAUUGAAAGAACAAUCUAUGCGACAAAACUCCCUACAAUUAGAAUUGACAACGAGCUUGGAUCAUAUAAAAGAGGCGAAAAUAUUACUAUACAAGGCAAGGUAUGGGAUGAAUCAUUUGUUCAUUUCCAUUAUAAACUUGACAAUGAUGAAAGUUAUUAUACAAUUACUGAACAAAAGGUAACAAAUAAUAUUGAGACAGAUUUUAUUAUAACUAUACCUAUACCAGAAACAUUAGAAGGCAGUAAUCAUACCAUUACAAUUUAUGCUACAGAUGAAUAUGGAUUCAAGUCAGAGAGCAUAGUUGAUAAACACUUUACUCUUAUUGAAGAAUCAGAGCCAGAUGUUCCAAUUGAGGAAGAAAAUAAAAUUCCAUCUUCACCUUCAUCAAAUGUUGAUGAUUCAAAUGAAUCACCAAAUGAGGCGAGUAAAGAACUAACACCAGCACAAAAACCAGAUGAAAAAGAUAAGGAAUCAAAACUGAUUCAAAGUUCGGAAUCAAAUCAUUCAGCUCUAAAAGAUAAUUCGGAAUUAACAUCAAAUAGUGACACUAAUAAAAAUCUUGGCAUUGGAACUAAUGAAGUAAGACCAUCUAAAUCCAAUAAAUCAUGGAUAAUUCCAGUAGUUGUUGUAUGCAUUAUAAUAGUAAUUAUAGUUCUAGUAAUUGGCCUGAUUUACUUUGUUCAUAAAAAGAAAAAUGAAGGUUCACAAACUGAUUCAUCGUUUGAUGAUAUGCAAGAGACAAUUGCAAUCGUUACAAGCAAUUCAACGCCAGUAACUCUGGAUAAUCCUUUAUUCUCAACAAAUUUGUCAAAUGAAGAAGAUGAUAUCUUCAAAGAUGAUUUCGAAGAACAAAAAACAGAGCAUCUUUUAUAUAUUCUUCACAACAAUGUCGAUAACACUUAA